Messenger RNA from Girardinichthys multiradiatus, 3256 nucleotides. RefSeq names its product spore wall protein 2. Bases 317 to 2167 code for a protein of 616 amino acids. Lineage: Eukaryota; Metazoa; Chordata; Actinopteri; Cyprinodontiformes; Goodeidae. The transcript is spliced from 5 exons. The record is from RefSeq and is a predicted model, not a curated record.
GGGGAAGGAGGAGGGGGGGGGGGGGUGUGGCGGCGGUGGGAGGAUUUAGCGCCAGCAGCGUCUUUUUGCGUCCAGCACUACAAGCUCAUUACCGUUCUCUGCGCGCCUGGAAACGGAUUUACGCACCGAGCAGAAGGAGCAGUUUGGAGGACUACUAGGAUGCUGAGUACUUUUCCUCCUCAUCAGUGCUCUCCACCCUGCUCUCCAUGACCUGAGAGUGCCACCACAGCGGGAGGAACCAAGCACCAGAGAGGAAGAGAAAGGAAGAAGGUCAAGGAAGGAAGUUCAGCUGUUAUCAUUGUUUUCUUUUUUUGAGAUGGCGGCGACUGAGGCCAGUGCAGCGCCAGUGGUCCAGGAAGAUGGAAAAACUCCUGAAAACAAGCCAGCCGAGGCGGAACAACCGGCCAAAACCGCAAACUCAGAGACUGUCAACAGCGAAGUUGUGGAUAAAGACGGCGCAACCGUCAACAGCGAGGUGGUGGAAAACAAAGAGACUGUGAACAAUGACACAGCUGCAGCAGCGGCAGAGGAGACAGGCGGUGAGGAGGAAGGAGCAGCAGCAGGUGGGGAAGCAGCACCUCCUCAGAGUUCAGAAAACACCUCCUCCGCUGAGCCCAAGUCUUCAUUCCUGGACUCCUUCCUCAACAAGAGUGGCCUGGGGAAGGUGAUGGCGGGAAGGAAGAAGAAGGAGCACAGCACAACUGCAGGAGGAGCAGAGGAGGCCACCCCUGAAGGAAGCGAGAAGGACGGAGAGAAAAGAGGUGAGGAAGGAGCAGAAGCUGAAGGAGGAGGAGAGGGAGGUGCAGAGGGAGAGGCUGCAACAGACAAGCUGGCAGAGAAUGGAGAGAAGGAGGAGGAGAAGAAGGGCAAAACUGCAGAGACAAAAUCUACAGUUCGUGAUUUGAUCCGGAAGCCUGUGGCGAGGAUCUUCUCCCAUCGCAGCACCGAGAAGAAGGACGGUGCUGCUGCUGAACCCGAGAAACAAGUCAAGGUCCGAUCCAGGUCCCUGGACCGCCUGGAAGAUCCUGAAGCACUUAACGCCACUGCAGACUCCACCGUAGAGGAGGGAGGAGCAGCAGGAGGAGCAGAGGGAGAACAGAAAACCUCAUCCUCCUCGGCGACUACCAAGCACAUGAAGCGCUGGCACUCCUUUAAGAAGCUCAUGGCUCAGAAGGCGCACAAAAAGAGUGGCGGAGGUGAGGAUGGGAAGGAGGAGGGAGCAGAGGGAGAGGGAGGUGGUGGAGACUCCUCCACUCUGGACUCCAAGGAGUCCGGGCACAAGAGAUGGAAGCUGAAACGGUCUUGGACCUUCCAGGGUCUGAAGAGGGACUCGUCCGUGGUUGGCAUCAGUGGCAAGGCCAAGAGCUCAGACAAAGAGUCUCCCGACAAAACGGAGGAGGGAAUAGGAGGAGGAGGAGAGGAAGAAGAGGAGGCCCAGGGUGAGGCAGGAGCUGAGGAAGAUAAUACGGAGGCAGGGGAGGAGAAGACCGAGGGAGGACAGGACGAGAAGGCGGCUGCGACGGGAGGCGGAACAGUGACACAACAUGCCAAUGAGAUCUGGACGUCCUUCAAGAAGCGGGUCAUCCCCAAGACCAAACGGGCCAACACAGAGUGCGCCCCCACAGGAGAGGAGGACGCCACUGCAGCUGCAGCCUCAGGUGAGGAAGCAGCCACAGAGGAAGGCAAAGACUCCAAAUCAGCCAAGGCCAAACGUUCCCACUUCGGCCGCGCUGUUUCCCUGAAGAACUUCAUCAUGCGAAAGGGCAAAUCCAGCAGCGUGGACCAGGGCGAGGGUGCAAAGGCGGAAGAAGAGGCUACAGAAGGAGGUGACGCAGCAGAGGAGGGUGGUGCUGACGGUGAAGCUACCACUGUGACCGAGGAGAUCAACGACAAGGAGGCAGCAGCCGAGGAGAAGACGGUGGCAGAGGAGAGUGGAGCCGAGGCUGUGAAGGAGCUAGAGCAGACACAGAUCGAAGCUCCGGAGACCAACGGCGAGACCGGUUGCUCAAAUGGAGUGGCAGAGGAGAAUGCCACAGAGAAUCACCACGAGGACAAGACGACGGACAGCAGCCCUGUGAAGAAGAGCAAGGAAGCGGGAGGAAUGAAAGAUGAAGCCAACGCCAAGAUCAUCAACACCACGGCAGCUGUAAACAGCGUCAGGAGCUAAACAGCGACAGAGCCUCACUUCCUCAUCAGAUUUCAGGACAAAAAGGCGGGAAACGUGUGAAGCCAAACAAAGAGGAUUAAAACUGCCCGGGAUUCGCUGAGCAAGGAGCUUUGAGCCCCACCCCCAACUCCUCCUCCGUCCUCCUUCUCCUCCUACUCCUCUCUCCUGUCAUCCCUCCUUUCUCCCGAAUAAUUGGAGUAAUCAAAUUUAAACAGAUCACCAUGGUGAGAAAAAGACAGUUGGAGCGAAUGAGAGGGAUGCAAUUCAUGUUUAUGAGCAGUUAAAAAAAACUUCCUCAGAAAGCAAUAAUUCACCCCCCAUCCCAUCCCCUCAUCCCUUCAUCCGAUUCAUGCAGACAAAACAUUUGCAUCCAGUGUUUUUUUUAAGUUUUCUUUGCUUGUCUGUGAGAUUUUAUAUUGUCUACGAGAGAAAAGAAAAUGCAGAAAUGUAAAAAAUGCAAAUUGAGACGUUCCUCUCCUUUAGCCCCCCCCCCCCUCCCUCCUGUUAGUUAACCUCUGCUCACCGUCGACCUCUGAUCGGUGAUUUAAAUAUAAAGAAAAAAACACAAAAGAAGAAGAAAAAAAGACUUAGUUUUAUAUUGACAGCCAUUUUGGUUUGUAGUCCCCCUCCCUCAGCCCCAGUUUGCCAUCCGUCCCAGUAGAUAUUUGCCAGCAGGACCAUGUUGCUAAACUGCCCUGAAGACUGCCACCCCCACAACAACACUGCAACGUCUUCAGCUCUGUGUGUUUAAUGUUUUUAGACUGUUAUAUUGUGUACAUGGGAUAAAAAAGAAAAGAAAAACAGCAUCGAUUACUAAAGUCAAAAUGUUCUUUUUUGUUGUUUUUCUGUUUGGUUUCUGAUUCUCUUUGUUUUUUAAAACACCAUCUUCUCACAGUUACUGCAGUCUGACAAUAUGCUGUAAUUAAAAAAGAUUAAAAACAACAACAAUAAUAAUAAUAAUCUUAAUAAUAAUAAUAAUAAUAAUAAUGAAGAUGAUGAUGAUGUUUUGUUGGUCCAAGUUUUCACAUGUCCGCUAGCAAAUUGUCAAGAAAAAGAUAGAACAAUAAAGACUAAAAUCUAACGACUAAA